Molecule: messenger RNA, 2029 nt
Organism: Colius striatus (speckled mousebird)
Lineage: Eukaryota; Metazoa; Chordata; Aves; Coliiformes; Coliidae
Gene: CERS1
Product: ceramide synthase 1
Exons: 7
Coding region: 1-1065 (354 amino acids)
Biological process (GO): ceramide biosynthetic process
Cellular component (GO): membrane
Molecular function (GO): sphingosine N-acyltransferase activity
Source: RefSeq, a predicted model, not a curated record
AUGCCGCCCGCCGAGCCCAUGCCCGGCUACGGGCAGCUGCUGAGCCGCGCCUACGGGGCGCUGGCGGCCGCGGCCCGGGACUGCGGGGACUGCGGCUGGGAGCUGGCGCUGCGGACGUGGGCGGACAACGCGCGGCUGGGCUGGGCAGAAAUGCUGCUCUGCGGGCUCGGAGCCCUGGGCUGGACCGCGCUGCGCCGCGCCGCCGCACGCUGCGUCUUUCGGCCCUUUGGGGAGUGGUGCAACUUGCAGCCCAAAGAUGCUGCCAAGAUGCCUGAGAGUGCCUGGAAGCUGCUUUUCUACACGUUGUCCUGGUCAUAUGGCAUCUACCUGCUCUUCUUCACUGACUACCCCUUCUUCCACGACCCACCUUCUGUCUUCUAUGGCUGGAAGAAGGGCAUGGACGUGCCCAGGGACAUCUCCAUCGCUUACCUGCUGCAGAGCAGCUUCUAUGGGCACUCCAUCUACGCCACAGCCUACAUGGACACGUGGCGCAGGGACUCGGUGGUGAUGCUGCUGCACCAUGUGGUCACCCUCACCCUCAUCAGCUUCUCCUACGCCUUCAGGUACCACAACGUUGGCAUCCUCGUGCUGUUCCUGCACGAUGGCAGCGACGUGCAGCUGGAGUUCACCAAGCUCAACGUGUACUUCAAGCACCGGGGAGGGGUUUAUCACCGCCUCAACGACGUCAUCUCCAACAUCGGCUGCCUCAGCUUCAGUGUCAGCUGGUUCUGGUUCCGUCUCUACUGGUUCCCUCUCAAGGUGCUCUAUGCCACUUGCUACUCCAGUCUCCAGUCAGUCCCCAACAUCCCCUUCUACUUCUUCUUCAAUGCUCUGCUCCUUGUCCUCACUCUGAUGAACAUCUACUGGUUUCUGUACAUUGUCCUGUUUGUGGCCAAAGUGCUGCUGGGGCAGAUGCAGGAGGUGAAUGACGUGCGUGAGUACGACGUGGAGGUGAGCAGCAAAGCCAGCCCAGGCAAGAAGAAAGAGGCUGGACUCCAGCUGCCCAGUGCUCUGAAGGAAGGGAUGCACCUGAAGAAUGGACUUGUGAAGGACAAGAGGUUGUGAGGGAACUGUGGCUGCUGCAGCCUGGCUGCACCUGGGGACUGACCCAGGACCCUGCACUUGAACUCAGCACAAGGAGACCUUCAUCCCUGACACCCUCCCCCCCUGCCUAGAGCUGGGGAAGAGCUGCUGACAGGAUGAGGCCCCUCCUGGGGCUUCUCCCACUGCUGCUGGGCUCUCUGUGGGCAGCCCAUGCUGGUUCAGUUGAGGGGUUGGUGGCUUUGCUGGUCCAGGUAGGAUUUGGAGCUGGCUUUGGGUCCCCUGGCCUUCCUCCCACCACUCCAUCCCCUGGUGUGACUUCUCCUGUCUCUAUUGUUGGACCUUCCCACCAAUCCUCCUGCAGAGGCUUCUCACCCACAUCAGACUGAGGAGGGAAACUGUUGGCAUCACUGUCCUGGGUGAGAGGAGCCCAGAGGCAGCCCAGCUGAGGCCAGCAGGGCCUGGGGGGUGAUGCAGUGUGGGAGCUGCUCCUGCAUUUCUGGAGGCACAGCACAGUUCCCAUGAGCAGCUCUGCCUGCAAACCCCAGCCCAGGGGCAUGAGUCCAACCUCCUGUCCCACCAGCUCAGGGCCAGGAGAUCUCAUUUGCUCAAAAAAAGCCAGUCCCAGUGGUGCAGGGUCCCCUGCUGAGGGAGCUGGAGGCUCUCACCCAGCUGUGGCUGCUCACUCCAGUAAAGAACAAAGAGUUUCUGCUCCCUGUGUGGGUUUUCCAGGCAGCAGCAGCAGCUCUGAGCCUGGCAGAGUGUGGGGCUGGGCUGGAGCUGAGCUGAGGAGCCCUUGGGGGGUUGCAGCCCCCUGGCUCAGUCCUGGGGGGCUCCUGGCCAGUGGAGCUCCCUCCUGGCUGGGGGACAGUGGAGGGGCUUCAGGGCAUUAAUCCCAGGCAUCAGAGGGGGGUUAAUCGUGGUCUUUCCCUCCUUUGUUCUGUGCUAUUGAUUCAGCUCCAGGCUCAUGGGGAAAAUUCCCCAGUAA